UCCGCUCGUCGGGUCGUCUCCUCUCCAAAACGCAACGCACCAAACAACAUCCCCUGCCGCGGCAUUUGCUUCCACCCGAAUCCGACGUAGAGGAUGGACUCGGAUGCCUCCGAGCUCUUCAGCGAUUGCGGCAGCGAUUACCGCGACUCCUCCACUUCCGAUUCCGAGCCGUGCAGCAGCGACGUCGACGACCUCUCCGUCACGUCCGGUGCCGCCUCGGGCAUCCACCGCCUGCUGCUCUCCUCCGGGGUCGAGUCGCCCGACGGCUCGAUCUCGGCGCUCGUGGCGGUUCUCGACUCGCCGAAGGCGUCCGUGGACUCGCUCCGCCGCGCGGCCAUGGAGCUCCGGCUGCUCGCCAGGCACAACCCGGACAACCGGAUUCGCAUCGCGGAGUCCGGGGCGGUGCGGCCGCUCGUCGCGCUGCUGUCGCACCCCGACCCGCUGGUGCAGGAGCACGGGGUCACCGCGCUGCUCAACCUGUCAAUCUGCCACGAGAACAAGGUCAUCGUGGUCGAGGCCGGCGCGAUACCGCCGCUCGUGCGCGCGCUCAAGUCCGCCACGUCGCUCGCGGCCAGGGAGAACGCCGCGUGCGCGCUUCUCCGCCUCUCCCAGCUCGACGGCGCCGCUGCCGCCGCCGUCGGCCGCGCGGGCGCUAUCCCGUUGUUGGUAUCCCUCCUCGAGACUGGCGGGGGGCGCGGGAAGAAGGACGCGGCCACGGCCCUUUACGCGCUCUGCAGCGGCGCGCGCGAGAAUCGCCUGCGCACCGUCGAGGCCGGUGCCGUGACCCCCUUGCUUGACUUCAUGUCGGACCCGGAGUCCGGCAUGGUGGACAAGGCCGCCUAUACUCUCUACUCCCUGCUGGGUUUUGCCGAGGGGCGCUCCGCCACCGUAGAGGAGGGCGGCAUCCCCAUCCUGCUGGAGCUGGUGGAGGUCGGGACCUCGCGGCAAAAGGAGAUCGCUACCCUCUCCCUCAUCCAGAUCUGCGACGACAACGCCGUGUACCGCAACAUGGUUGCCCGCGAGGGAGCCAUCCCUGCCCUCGUCGCCCUCUCCCAGUCUUCCUCCGCACGCCCGAAUCUCGUAACCAGGGUAAACGAAUUUUUGUUCCUUCUGCGCGAUUCAAAUAAGCAGAAAAUAAGUACACAUAUGGGCGUUGUGCAUGAUGCUGUUAAUGAGGUCCUCAGCUCCAAGAUGCUAGCAGAUAAAGGAAAUACAAAGCAAGCCAACUCUGAGGCAGAGACGAGUUCUUCGCUGGCCGUCACGAGCGCCAUGGAUGCUCCGAUGAGUUCUUCCCUUGGUGCCGUGGGGCCCCUUCUUAGGAAGCUCGACUCGAUGCUGCCUCCCGAUUACCGGCUGCCAAAGGCACUCAAGGGCAAAAUCGAGCUCCUCAAGGCAGAUCUGGAAGAGAUAAGCGUCGCCCUUGUAGAGCAGUCAACGGCAGAUUCCCCCAACGAGAUGGCAAAAUACUGGAUGAAUGAGGUGCGUGAACUCUGCUAUGACAUCGACGAUUUCAUCGACAGUAUCAUGUCGACGCAUGCCGAUGCCAAGAUGAGAUCGGUGCACAGCUACAAGGUUGGCCGUGUCAAGAUUGCUUGGCUUCCCAAGACGCUGAAGCCGUGUACAAGGGCCGCCAAGAUCUCAGAUCUCAGGGCCCUGGUGCGGGAGGCGAUCCAACGACAUGAAAGGUAUCUUGAUGGUUGCACCUCGAGCUCUAGAUGUGUGUUCACUGGGCACGGCCGGAUUCCAGCAAUGUAUGCAGAGGCUGCACACUGCCUUGUUGGUGUGGACGACGCUAAGACAAAGCUUGUCAAGAGUCUCAUCGAUGAGGAGCAGCAGCUGAAAGUGGUGGCCAUAGUUGGACCUGCCGGUGUAGGCAAGACCACGCUUGCAAAACAGGUGUACCAUGAACUCGGGGAGCGAUUCGAGUGCCGAGCUUUCGUCCGGGCAUCCCGGAAGCCUGACAUGAGGAGAUUACUUGGGGGCGUCCUCUCUCAAGUUCAGGAACACCGACGCCCCUCUGAUUCCUGCACGGUGCAAAACCUCAUCGACAGUCUCACCAAACAUCUCCAAAACAAGAGAUAUGUUGUCGUAAUUGAUGAUUUGUGGGAAACAACAGCAUGGGAUAUUGUUACCAGUGCUUUCCCUGAAGGUACUAAUUGCAGUAGAAUAAUAACAACGACAGAAAGUGAGGGCGUAGCUCAGGAAUGCUGUGAUUAUCAGUCUAAUAAUAUUUUGAAGAUGAAACCCCUUGGCAGGGAAGACUCUGGGAAACUGUUGUACAACCUGAUUUUUGGACCUGAAUGCAUAUUCCCUGAACAAUUAAACUUUGUUUCUGAGUCAAUCAUAACCAAAUGUGCUGGUUUGCCACUAGCAACAAUUUUUGUAGCUGGUCUUUUAACAAGCCAGCCUGACAACGCUGAGCUAUGGCAGCACGUGCAGGAAUGUUUAUACUCGAAUUUGAGUACAACUUCUACUUUGGAAGAGACACUGCAGGAAAUACUAAAGCUUAGUUUCAAUAGUCUUCCUCGCUAUUUGAAGACAUGCUUGAUGUACGUUAGUAUGUAUCCGGAGGGUUACACAAUGUGGAAGAUUGAUUUGAUUAAGCAAUGGAUAGCAGAAGGUUUCAUUGGUGCAACAGAAGGAACAGACACAUGGGAGGUUGCAUAUGGCUAUUUUGGAGAACUUGUCAACAGGGGAAUGAUCCAACCCGUGGAAAUUAACUACAGUGGUGAGGUGCUGUCCUGCACACUGCAUCAUGUUGUACUCGAUCUUAUUAAACUUGAAUCUACUGAAGAGAGAUUUAUCACUGCAUUAGAUUACUCUCAGACCAUCAGAGGGCAUUAUAGCAAUUUUCGUCGGCUGUCGUUCCACUUCAGCAAUACCAGAUAUGCAACGAAACCAACUGGCCUAUCACUGUCAAAAGUUCGAUCAAUUGGCUUUUUUGGAAUCCUUGAGUGUGUGCCUUCAGUUGUGGAGUUUAAGCUUCUUCGAGUUCUAAUACUUGAAUUUUGGGGUGAUCAACGGGGGAGCACCAGUCUCAAUCUCGCAAGAAUCGGCAGUUUGUUUCAACUGAGAUAUUUGAAAAUUUUAUGUGAUCCCAGUGUGGAAGUAGAACUACCAACCCAGAUGCGAAUGCUGCGAUACUUGGAAACGCUGGCAAUUGAUGCAGCAGUGUCUGCUGUUCCGUUGGAUAUUAUUCAUCUGCCGGGUUUGCUGUAUCUCUCUCUUGGAGAUAAGACAGAUCUACCUGAUGAGAUUGGCCGCAUCAUUUCUCUGCGUACAUUACACUAUUUUGACAUUGGCAGUAACUCUGAAGACAAUGUAUUGAGCCUUGGUGACCUAGUGAACCUGCAGGAUCUUCACCUCACUUACCAUACCAAGGACUCAGAUGAGCAUUGUACAGAGGAGUCCAGUGAGCGUAUGAAGAGAAACCUGGCAGCUCUGGCCUCUUCACUGGGGAAACUGGCUAACCUCAAAUAUGUCACUCUGGCCCCUGGUGUUUCAGGCAUGUCAAUUUGUCAUGAUGUAUGGAGCAGCAUGUCCUCUCCACCCAUCUUUCUUCAGAGACUCGAGUUGUUGCCCCCCAUUUGCAUCUUCUCCAGGCUUCCAGAGUGGAUUGGUCAACUCGGGAAACUAUGCAUUCUGGAAAUUGUUGUUAGUGAGAUGCUGAGGAAAGAUAUGGAUAUACUGACAGGAUUGCCUGCCCUGACAGUUCUCUCACUGCAUGUCUGGCAACCUAUGGCAGAAAGGGUGAUCUUCAAAAGAGGGACAUUCCCAGCUCUCAAGUACUUCAAUUACACGUGUGGCGCAAUAUGCCUAUCCUUCCAGGAAGGAGCGUUGCCCAAUCUUAAGAGGCUCGAGCUAAGUUUCAAUGCUCACAGAGGAGAAGAUUAUGAUCAUUUUCUUGCUGGAAUUGAGUACCUAUUAAACCUCAAGGAGAUUGCUGGAACAAUUGGGGCUGCUCCUGGAGCCGAAGAACUUGACAGGAGGGCUGCAGAGUCUGCAUUUAAGGAUGCCAUUUGCAAUCAUCCAAGGUUUCCUAGUUACGACUACGUAAAAAGAGCAGAUUGGAUAGAGGAAGAGUACAAUCCUCAAGAGAAACAGCAUUUGAUACAAUACAAAGACUCGUUAAGUGAGCAUGGAAGUUGGGAGAAAAGGAUCGUCGAAUAUAUAAAGCAAAAUCCCGAUAUGGACUUAAAUGAGUACGAGAUGUUCUGUCGCAGUCAACAUUCAGCGAAGGUCUUAGACGCACGAAGUUCAUGCUCGGUGGUCACCGAUUUCAGCACUCUGGCGAGCGACUGUGGCACCGUGACCAGCGACUCCAGCUGCAUGGACAGCGCUGACUCAGGGUCCGGGGGCGCUGCUGGAGUGAGUGCCUAUAUAGUGGAAUGUGCGGCAUUCUGGGGGCUCACGUCAAUUUCUGGCGGUUCGCAGGAGAAUUGUGACACGGCUGUUGCCGUGCCACGAUUUUAUGGCUUGCCGCUCUUCCUCACGGGCAACUCGAUGGUUGAUGGGCCUUAUCCCAUGUGGUUUCGCCUUCCUGCGCACUUCUUUGCUGUAUACGAUGGCCACAGUGGCCCGCAGGUUGCAAAUUACUGCCGGGAUCGACUCCAUGCAGCGCUGGUGGAGGAGCUCGGUAGGACAGAGAGGACCUUGUCUGGUGUUAGCUGGGGAACUGUGGAGUUCAAGAAGCAGUGGGAAAAGGCGUUUGUGGAUGUCUUCUGUAUGGUGGAUGACGAGGUCGGGGGCAAGGUGACGAGAGGCCUAGCUAAGGCAGCGGAGGUAGAACCUCUGGCACCUGAUCACAUCGGUUCGACAGCGGUUGUUGCUGUUAUCUGGUUUUCACAUAUCAUUAUUGCCAAUUGUGGAGACUCACGGGCAGUGCUCUGCCGUGGCAAGAAGCCCGUGCCAUUGACAGUGGAUCACAUACCUAACAGGGAGGAUGAGUAUGCAAGAAUUGAGGCAGCGGGUGGCAAUAUCAUACAGUGGGAUGGCUAUCGAGUUUUGGGUGUCCUUAGCGUGACGCGAUCAAUUGGUGACAGAUAUCUCAAGCCAUGGAUAAUUCCAGUCCCAGAGGUCACAGUUGUUCCUCGACAGGCGGAGGACGAGUGUCUUAUUCUUGCCAGCGAUGGCCUCUGGGACGUACUGUCAAAUCAAGAGGUGUGUGAUGUUGCUCGCCAAAGAAUACUUCUGUGGCAUAAAAAUAACAGCAUAGCUUCAUCGUCGGCGGAACGAAGCGGUGACUCAUCAGAUCCAGCCGCUCAAGCGGCUGCUGAAUACUUGUCAAAGCUUGCUAGGAGGAAGGGGAGCAAGGAUGACAUCACAGUUAUUGUGGUCGACCUCAAGGCAAAGAGGAAGUUCAAGAGUAAACUUGGAACGCCUGUUUGAUGGACGACCACCAGAAAAAAUUGCUUGGAAGUGAUAGAUUUUGACGAUCCAAAAUCGACCACUUUUAAGCCCCGCCGCCUUAGCAGUUAGAACGUUACUACUUAAUUCUGUCCUUUUUGCCAACUUUAAAGCCGGAUCAUCAUGUCUUUGAGUCUUAUACUUGAGUUUUCUUAAGCCCAUAAAAAGAUGUACUACCAAAUUAAUUCUCUGGGCAGUCCCUGUUAAAAAAGGAAAAUGUUUAACAUCCACCGGCUGAUCUCUCCUUCUUGUAAACCGUCUCCCUUGCUCGACAUGUGUCUGGGGCGUGUCCACCACCCCACACUUUCAA
Messenger RNA from Hordeum vulgare subsp. vulgare (domesticated barley), 5716 nucleotides. RefSeq names its product disease resistance protein RGA5-like. Lineage: Eukaryota; Viridiplantae; Streptophyta; Magnoliopsida; Poales; Poaceae. The coding region runs from base 94 to 5388 and encodes 1764 amino acids. Gene Ontology annotation, molecular function: protein binding; ADP binding. Gene Ontology annotation, biological process: defense response to other organism. The record is from RefSeq and is a predicted model, not a curated record. The transcript has 10 exons.